AUCAUUAUAUUUAUUUUAUCAACUGGACAGACUGUCGGGUAUUUACGAAAUCCCCAUCCCACAAAACCCAUCACAAGCGGCGGCAGUUGGCGGCAGUUCCAGCAUGGACUGGCUAAAGAAGAAAACGAAGGAAGUGACGUCCAAGGUCGCGAAGAUCCAGAAAGACCAGAAGGUCAAGGGACAGACCUUUUCCGGCACAGGACACUCCAUGCAGACUCCAUCGGCGGCACCACCGCCGCCUCCUUCUCGACAGGCGCCCCCAAGGCCUGCAUCCGCCGACUCUAACUUGUCUGAGGACGAGCGCAUGCUUCGUCGGCAGCAACAGGCGGAAGCAGCGGCCAAGCGCGGUGUGCCGCCACCUAAGAAACGUCCCGCGAAUGUCGACAGCUCCGUGACACGACCAGACAAUGCAUUUGAAGAUGACUCGUCGACGUCGGAAGCGUUCGAACAAGCCAAAGCAUUUGAAAAACUGCGGAUUGCCGAAGCAGGAUACAAUCCGUAUGUACGCCCGUCCAUCAUCUACCGCCGCCCCUUCCUUCCAAGGGUCCUGAAAUGUGUGUGUCCUAGGUAUGAGGCGACGAUCAGCUCAUCGACCGCGGCGCGGUCUGCCGCCGUGAUCACAGCGCAGACAUCUCCAUCCCGACCCACAUCAAGGGACGUCCCAUCCCCGUCGAAACAACGUCCUUCGUCGCCGUCGCUCCCACCGGCCACCGCCGCGACCAUGCACAAGAUCCUUCAAAACAUACUGGACCACCCCGAAGACGAAAAGUUCCACAAGUUGCGGCUGUCAAAUGGCGCGAUCCAAGCCAAGAUCGCAUGUGUCCCGGAAGCAUUGGCGUUUUUGCAUGAGAUUGGCUUUGAUGCAGUUGUGUUGGAUGACCAUGAAGAGUACUUGGUGUUGAAUGCCACGCGAACGUCCACGGACACGUUGGCGGCGGCCGUGGCGCGGCUUCAAAAUGGGACCUCGACCUAACCUUAUAUGGAGAACAACAGUGUCCACAUACAGCAUUAUUGAGGAUAUGGUGCAACAUAUAAAGUCUUGCAGUUUUUGAGCGGGGGACACAGACUGCAUAUAUCAGAUAUCGAGGGUUCAACCAGAGUUGAAAGCAUUAAAAUAUCCGACCGCUUGGCUUUCCGUGACUAUGGCGCCGACACUCCAAGGCCGCCGGCGUGACGAACAACGACCUGGGGAUGAUGAUCCACGGUUACGACGACAUGGACGAAGGUGGGGCCACGGGCGCCAACUUGCCCACGCGCACAUGCGAUCGCGUCGAGUACUUGUCCGUGACAGCUCGUGUUUUCUCUGGGUCGGUCAGCGACACUUGGUACUCGGCGUCGUGGAUCUUGUACAGAUGCGCCACGCAAUCCACGACUUGCACGGCGUUGUACUUCGUGUAAUAGUGCAACGUUGGCGUCUAACCACUGGUUGUUAGAGCAACGAGUGUAUGGAGAUGACAACAAUAUACCCAUGGACAUUUUUCGUCGGUCACGAGGCGAGUCAUGUACACGACUGCCGCUGCCAAAAUGGACGGUGGGUACGAUAUCGUGAUGGAAUAGUCGACGACAGCAAGUUCAGUCAAGUACUAUAUCAUGGAUAGAGGUGAAUUGGGGAAUGGAAAGAAUGUAUGUGGG
Molecule: messenger RNA, 1632 nt
Organism: Aphanomyces astaci
Lineage: Eukaryota; Oomycota; Saprolegniomycetes; Saprolegniales; Verrucalvaceae
Exons: 2
Coding region: 104-973 (289 amino acids)
Cellular component (GO): cytoplasm
Source: RefSeq, a predicted model, not a curated record